Messenger RNA from Colossoma macropomum (tambaqui), 3584 nucleotides. RefSeq names its product sorting nexin family member 21 (gene snx21). Gene Ontology annotation, molecular function: protein binding; phosphatidylinositol phosphate binding. The record is from RefSeq and is a predicted model, not a curated record. Lineage: Eukaryota; Metazoa; Chordata; Actinopteri; Characiformes; Serrasalmidae. The coding region runs from base 183 to 1391 and encodes 402 amino acids. The transcript is spliced from 4 exons. Gene Ontology annotation, biological process: protein transport. Gene Ontology annotation, cellular component: early endosome membrane.
GAGUGUCCGCCUACCUCAGCACACCCAGGCCGGUGGAUCCGCUCCUGCUGUUUUCCCAGUCCUGCGCUCAGCCAGUGUCCGUGUCCGACCUCCUCUUGGACCGUACUUUAACGGCAUGUCUGUGAACAUGGACUGUGCUCAGUAGCGAUCAGCAGAGCGGUGCCAUAGUCUCUGAGCGUGGGAUGGCCUCUAAGCUGCUGGACAGACUUCGCCGCACGCUUUUCAAAGAAGGAGAGCACCCCGCAGAUGCAGACGGAGAUGCAGACGGAACGGACGACUUUCCAGAAAGCUCUGAACUCGAGGACGACACGGACUAUGUGUCGGCCAGGCUUGGCGGAACGCUCUCUUUUGAGGGUGAUGCAGUCCUGGAUUCUGAAGAUGCAGGCGAAGCGUCUGGCCAAGACAGCGAUUCAGACUUCUUCGGGGAGUCUUUGGAUAAUCCAUGCAGCAGCACAGACAUAAGCCCUACCAGCCCUACCCUGAAGGGCUCGAACAUGCUCACCAGGCAGCUGCAGGAGAGCUGGAGAAGCCUGAGGCCUCGCUGUGUUUCGGAAAAGCUCAUUUUUGAAGUGACUGAUGCCAACGUUGUACAAGAGAUGAGCUCCAAAUAUGUACUUUACACUAUUCACGUCAUUCGGUCUGGGACGUUUGACAAAACCCCAGGAGUCAUUACACGUCGCUACACUGACUUCGAGCGGCUGCACGGCCGUCUGCGACGCCGGCAUGGCGACGAGAUGGAGGGCGUCUACUUCCCCCGCAAGAAGCUGCGCAGAAACUUUGCAGCCGAGACCAUCGCCAAGCGCAGUCGGGCUUUUGAGCAGUACUUGGGCCACCUGUACUCGCUCCCCGAGCUGCGUGCCGCACCCACCUUCCUGGAGUUCUUCUACUUGGGCGACCUGCGUGCUGGCCAGAUGCUGCUGCGCGUGGGACGUUACCAGGAAGCUGUGGGGGCGCUGCUCAAUGCCUUGCGGCUCCAGGAGAAGCUGGGCUGCCAGCAGCUGCUCCAGCAGCAGCCGCUGCAGAAGGCUCACUGGCUUUUCACGUUGGCGGCGCUGGUCAGCUGUUUCCAGGAUUCGGAACAGCCCACCGAGGCGCAGGAGAACUGUGACCGAGCCCUACAGGACCUGGCGCCGUCCCCGGAGGCCCUGAAGCAGCAGCCACCGCCACCCCAGCUACACCCACUGCUGGUGCCGCUGUUGCAGGCCAAUGUCCGGCUGUCCUGGAAGAUCUCCAAAGACAAGCGGCGCUGGGAAGCCCUCCUGCAGGACAUCCAAGAGCUUGGGGUCGACGUGGGGAGUCAGCCCAACCUGAAGGAGUGUCUCAUAAAAGAGAAUCUGGAGGACAGUGAGGGAGACGCCAAGUCAAAGAGCAAAGGGGAGGAACACGCAUAGAUAGGACAGGGGGCAGCAGUUCUGGUCCACACCAAGUAACCUUGGUAAUUAAAAGAAUAUUCCAGUAUUUUUCAGCGUAAUCCCUGGGUGCCUUUGUUCUAGCAUAUGGUUAUUUACCUGAGACAGUAACCUGUUUACUCAAAACACUGGGUUUUAGCACUUGCCCAUAGUCUUUUAUUAUGAGUCAGUAUGAGGGUUUUUUUUUGUUCUUUUACUUAAGCACUCAGAAUUGUGUUAACCCUCUACUGCAAGCAUAAUGAGAGCAAUUAAAAAAUAUUAGAUUCACUUUUCUUGCAAGAUAUCGACCUAAUUAUUCAUUGAAAAAUAUUUUAAAAUAAUAACGUGUGCAGGGGUCCUUUUGGGGUAUGUUGCCCUGAGGCAACAUUGUGUGACAAUGGGAAGAAAUUAUAUGAAGCCGUGUUCCCUGAAGUGGUAAGAUCUGGCUUGUGACUGGCUAAAUCCAUUCCACUGACCUACAAUGUUGCUUCUAGGCAACAAACAUAGUUUGGCAAAUUCUCAUAACAAAAAAAAUUAUACUGUAUAUUAAAUAGAGGUUUAAAAGUGUCCAUUAAGAGAUAGUAUGACCAAACACAUCCUUUUAUUGACUUACUCAAACUCUUCCCUUUAUUAUUAACCCUGUCGUUGUCGUUAAAUGUGUAUAAUGUUACUGUAAAGUGAGGAAAAUGUGUUUGUUGCCUAGAGGCAACAGCGUGCAACAGAGGGUUAAACGGACUGUCCAUGGUAUUCAGCCGUGUGCUACAGAUGCAAAGAGAUGACGUUGAAAAACGCUGGAGAAUUGCUUGAAUGAUAAAGCGAAUCAGGGGUGUUUGAGCAGGGAAAUCACCAAACUGUGCUGGACUCAACUCCUCUACACCUGGAAAUGAUGACCCCUUUCAUAGGAUGCAGCAUCCUGGAUAGUUAUUGCAAUAUUCUGAGGAAACCUGAGGGAUUUUGCUGUAGUGCUGUUCACAUAGUGGAGGAACCUGUGACAUUAAAACUGACCCACUGAAUUUGUGAGUAAUUUGCAGAGAACAAUCACAUAAUAGUUAGUUAGCGAUUAUAUUAUCUGCUCACCAGCAUUUUUUUAGGAUGUCUUUGUCAUGUUUUGCACAGAAUGGGAAAACUGUUGUGUCUAAGUGAUAUGUAAACAGCACUACACCUACAGCUACGUUUUUUAAAAAUAUUUUUAAAACUGUUAGUCAUAUACUCUAAAUGCAUGAAGCACAGCCUUAUUAGAGAACUAUUUUUUAUAAGAGAGCUAUUUUCAUUGCACCCAAAUAUUAAUAUUAAGGAGAAAAAACACAACAAAUAAUGUUACAUAUAGCAUAUUUAUAUUAAUAAAAUAAUAAAGCAGAGGAAAUUAGGUUAAAACAGGAUUUUUAAGCCGUUUUUAAACUGGUUAUGAAUUUCAUUCUCGCUCUAAAACUUCAGGUAUAAUUAAGGUACCACAUUACAGAGACGUUAGAAUUUGUUUUUUUUGCUGCUAAAUGUUGUCUUUUAUUUUAUAUUCCAGUGCUAUGAAAUGACUUGAGUGUGUUACUUAUGUGUUUAUUUAUUAUUUAGGGAAAUUAGGGAAUUUAUGGUAGCAUACAGUAUUAAAGCCUUGCCCUGCCUAUUCACUAAACUCCUUACUUUGCAGUUUAUUUUCUUUUAGAAUAACAUUCCUCUCAUGUUUGAUUAAACCUUGAUAUGUUUCACGAAACCUAAAUGGCCUUAACAUGGUUAAAUGACCACUCACUGAUUUUUUUUCCCAGUUUUAUGUUAUGUAGCUGUUCUUUUCUUGAGAUGUUUUUAUGGCACAUUUGUAAAAUUUAAGCAUUAUAUCAACAGGUCAGCAAAUGUUUCACUCUAUGAUAACCUGCACUACAAUAACGUCACCAGAAAGAGUUUUGGAACAGGAUAGUUUGGCUCUGAAUGUUCUGCAGUUGUUUCACGUGUGUGUGUGUGUGUGUGUGUGUGUGUGUGUUUGUGCAGAUGUGACAACAGUUUUUUCCUUCACUUAUUUACAAGCACUCCCGUUUCAAACACUCAGGUUUACAUCAGACAUGAAAUUAUUUUUCUUUUAAUAGAUGUUUCCUUUUUCUGAGUGUGUUUUGAUUGAAAUAAAAUACAUUUUCAUCCGUAAAUGUGUAACUGUUGUUUGUCUUCGCACCCUUCUGUGUACGAGCUGACUGACUAUAUAUGUACACAUGA